Messenger RNA from Spinacia oleracea (spinach), 1668 nucleotides. RefSeq lists its product as uncharacterized. The record is from RefSeq and is a predicted model, not a curated record. The transcript has 13 exons. NCBI's taxonomy places the organism in Eukaryota, Viridiplantae, Streptophyta, Magnoliopsida, Caryophyllales, Amaranthaceae. Bases 141 to 1457 code for a protein of 438 amino acids. Gene Ontology annotation, molecular function: protein binding.
UUGGACCCGUAAACGGCCCCUACAAAAUGUUUAUGAAAUGUACAAAAAUUAGUCCGCCUUCCAGCCAAGGCCAACACAGCUAGAACCAAAACCUGACAUCGGUUCUCCAAAUCGAAGCAAGCUUCGCAUCAAUCGCAAAGAUGAGCAGCCAAAUUCCAAAUCCAACUCAAAGUGAUGAUGCUGAAGAUCCACUGAUCAAAGCUGCAAUAGCGACUGAUAAUCUUUACAAAAUUAGGGACACAUUUUACCCACCAAACCCAGAUGAUAAAAUUUCUAAAUUGCAGCAAGAUUCUCAGAAGUGUAUCGACCUGCUCGAUUCUAUACAACUUGAGUUUAGGAAAUCUGCUAUUCAGCGUGCAAGUUAUGAACAUUUGAAAGGAAAAGUGUUGGAUGUUUUUCCGGACUACAAGAAAGAGGCUGAAGACCAUCUUUCAAAAGCUGUUAAGUUGAAUCCGUCUCUCACAGAUGCCUGGCUAUCUCUAGGGAACUGCUUUUGGAAGAAAGAAGAUUUAGUUUCAGCCAAGAACUGUUUUAAUCGUGCAUUAAGUAAGGGUGCAGACAAAAAUGUACUAUGUCAGCUUUCGAUGCUGGAAAGGAAAAUGGCUCAAGAGAGUGAAGACAAAGCAGAACUUGUUGACGAGAGUAUCCGGCAUGCUAAGGAAGCUAUAGCUUUGGAUGUGGCAGAUGGAAAUUCCUGGUAUAACCUUGGGAAUGCAUGCCUCACAAGCUUUUUUGCAUCGGGAGCCUGGGACCACUCAAAACUUUGUCAGUCGUUAAAAGCAUAUCAGAACGCCGUAAUGUGUUCUGUUGGCUGUGUUUUCACGAUUCAGGAGAAAGAUGAAAAGAUGAAGGGAAAUCCUGAUCUGUUUUUCAACUGUGCCACAGUGAACAAAUAUCUUGAGAACUAUGACAAGGCACUUAGUGGAUUUGAAGCAGCUUGUAAAAUUGAUCCUGCCCUAAAUGGUUCUGGAGAGAUCCAGAAAAUGGUCGGUCUGCUUGAUAAAUUGGAGAGCUUACUAAAGGUACAUAUCAAAGCUAAGCGUCUUGCUUCUGUUGUAUCCUCUGUAGUUGCUGUUGACUCAAAUCUGUCAUACAAAAAGUCCACUGUUGAUCUUCUGUUUGAAGGUCUGAACAAGUCUACAGCAGUUACUGGAAAAGUGCUUUUUGAUGUUAAGCACAAUAAUGUUGCACCACUGUAUUAUGUAGCAUGUGAUUCAAAUCAAAUGUGUUUUGUUCUUUCAGUGUAUGGGAUACAAGACAAUGUGAUUAGGGAGGGAGAUCAGAUAAUGUUGCUGGAACCUUGGUACAAGAAUGUUUGUUUUUCAUGGAAAGGAAAACAUUACUCGUUUAAAUCAAUUCGCGCUGAUUUCAAAGAACAAGUGAUGGUGAAUGGUAAAGCUCUAUCACCAAAUCAAGCUAUCAGUACAUCAUUCUACGCACAGCAUAAGCCUACUUAAACAGCGCCAAGUUUCUUGGGAUUUUGAGUAUAUAUCUGCAACUGCGACUACAUGUGGAUGCUUCUUAGUUCUCAUAGUGACUUGUAAUUUUGUACAUUGUGUAAACUAGCCAACUUCAUUUAGUAAAAUUAACAUAUAGGUGUACUUUAGCUUCCCUAUGGUUAUUGUUUACAUUAUCUGCUCAUAAUCUAAUGGGGCAUUUUUUUGCUAA